CGGCACCAAGUGUAACUGCAACGGGCAUUUCAUGUCGUGGCGUUGUCAUGGGGCUCCUCGACGACUACUACCGGGAGGUCACGGCGCUCGAUCACCGUCGACCGCAAGGACGGCGGCAGCUCAAGAAGCGACGACCACUUCCGCUUCUCGAGAAGCUCGAUGAUCCCGUUCGCCGUCCAAAAACGCAAGCCAUCACGCGUCAUCCUGUCGCAAAACUGAAAGAAUGGAAGCGCAGAGGACUCAGCACGGCAGUCUCGCGGUCGAGAGCCACGAACCAAGAACCCACUCCACUCGACGCUCCAGACGACCAACGCGACCACCCCGUGCCAGUCAAAUUCGCUUGGAGGUGUCGCACAGCGGCAGAGUCCCAGCCCAUCAAAGAGAUCACCCACAACGCGUUGGCAAAUGGCGGCGUGGCGGCAGCCUUCCCCUCCAUGGACGCCUCGAUCCCGUUCUUUCCCGUCCAGUUGCUUCAACAAGUGCACAUUCACAUAUCUGCGUGGACACUCGCUGCGACGGACGACACUUUUCAAAAGAUCGCAGCCCACAACCACCGACUUCGGAACGUUCAUAGCAAUGUGUUUGGUGGUCGACAGUCAAAGAGCCCGCCCAUCGCGUUGCAGGGGUGCACAAAAAGCAUCAUCGCAAAUGGCAUCGAAGCUUUGACAGAUGUCGGCCUCAUUGCUGUCGCCAAAACAGUCGUUGCCCUCGAGAGUUUGGAGAUUGCUUACGCGUGCAAGGUGACGGACGCCGGCAUGCGGACGCUGGCGCUGAAUUGCUCCAAGCUCACGAGUCUCAACAUCUCGGGGUGUGCCGGCAUCGUGGGCGCGGGGCUCGGGGCUGUGAGCGAUCACUGUCAUGGCAUGCAACGACUUGUGCUGGCCGAUUGCCCCCACUUGGAGGACUGGGUCCUCGUCCGGGCAUUUUACAAUUUUGAGCACCUCACCCACGUCGAUCUGUCGGCAUGCGUUCAGAUUACGGACGACACGAUCAAAUCCAUGGCGCUACGGUGCCGGCGCUUGGUGGAGCUAGAUCUGUCGACGUGCCCCCAGUUGACGGACUCGGGCAUGGUUUACCUGGCCGAGCAUUGUGUACGUCUCGAACGGCUCAACGUAUCGUCCAAGAAGGGGCACCUCAACGAGCGAAUCACCGACCUGGCGCUGCUGAGCUUCGGCCAACAUUGUCCGCGGUUGGAGACGUUGAAUGUGUCUGGAUGCACAUUCAUCUCGGACGUCGGGGUCCGUUGGCUGGCAGAAGGAUGUCAUUCCCUGACCAGCCUCAACCUGAAUCACGUAUUCAAGCUCACUGACGUGGCCAUGCGGGCGCUGGGCACGCACACGCCGCAUUUGCAAUGCCUACACGUCAACCAUGUCAAGAACAUUUCGGACGUCGGGCUUCGGUUUCUCUCCGAUGGAUGCCCCAAGUUGUCUUUGCUACAUCUCAAGCAGCUCUAUCUGGUCUCGGACGGAGUCAAGAGGGAAUUUGGCCUUGAGGGUCUCCAGGCGGUCGCUCUGUCGUGCCCAGCUUUGACGGACUUGGACGUGUCGGGGUGUUUCCAGAUUGUGGAGCGAUCCCUUCAAACCAUUGGAGCACACUGCAAGGCCCUGAAGCGCAUCAAUUUGCGGGGAUGCGUGAAAGCCACCCCCACGGGGCUCUCCUCCAUUCUACAAGGGUGUCGUGCGCUACAACAUAUCAACUUUACAGCGAUCGAGCAGUGCACCAACGCCGUUGUGCAGGACAUUGGUCGCUGGUCGUCGUUCGUUAACGAACUUAUUCUUGCCCAGUGCGACCGCAUCACGGACAACGGUCUGCGCUACUUGCACAAAAUUGCCGACCAGUUGGUCGUCCUCAAUCUCUCCGGUUGCACCCACAUCACCGACGCAGGACUGUCAGCAUUCGUGUCGUCGUUUCGAUCGACGUCGUCGGUGUUGCAGCAACUCAUCUUGAACGGGUGUCCCUUGGUGACCGAGGACUUUUUGAAUCGGGCGGCGCUCUCGUGCCCCCUCUUGCUUCGUUUGAGCGUUUUGGGCUGUGGGAUUUCGACGAGGGUUCUGUCGUCGCUGAAAACGUCGUGGAAGUAUACCGUGUGCCGAGCGACGCCCUACGAAAUGGGAUAUUUUCCAGUCCAUCGAGCGAAAGAACGACGGUUUAUGGACGAGUCUGGGCAGCUAUGUCUUGCCGCCAUCAAGAUCCAGAACGUGUAUCGCCUUCGUCAAGCACGACGCGAGUUCGGACGACAACAAGCAGAAGCCCUGCGGCACCACGUCGUCUGUCGGCUGCAAAGCCAGUGGCGCGGCCGCCGUGCGCGCAAGCGAGCUGCCGUCAAACGGCUCGGCUUGCACAAACGGCAUCGAGCUGCCAUGGUAAUUCAGCGGAGCUUUCGACGAUACCGGUCCAAGCAAAUUGCACUGCACGAAUAUGAAGAUCUCGUGCUAAAGCGAACGAAAGAGCUUGCGGUGGUCAUCCAGCGCCGGUAUCGGGCCGUGCGCGGCGCCCGCAUCGCGCAAGUCGCAAGGAAAGCCCAGCAACGAUGGACGAAGAAGCGCCAUGAAGCGGCGACGAAAAUGCAGCGUCGGUGGCGGGGAAUUGACGGCCGUCGCAAGUUCAAACUCGCCAAAGCCAUGCGCGACGCCAACCGUGUUGAAGAAGCUGCGUCUGCCACGCAGCUGCAGGCAUUGAUGCGAGGCCGCCAGGCAAGGAAGGUCGCCGCAGCAAGGCGGCAGGCCGAGCUCGAAGAACAGGCCCAACGGCAGCAUGCUGCCAUUCGGUUGCAGUGCAUGUACCGCCAGCGCAUCGCUCGACGAAAGUUCCGUCAGCGGCUGAACCACCUUGCUGAAUUGCAUCGCGCUGCGACCAAAAUGCAGUGCGCGUGGCGCGCACGUCAAGGCCGGAGCAUCAUGGGCGCCCUUCGAAUGGCGCGGGAGCGGCAGGAGCAGGAAGAAGCCGCAGCGCUGGUCCAACAACGUUGGCGAAAACGACUGGCGUACAGGAACCGCGUUUGGGAAGCGGAAGUCCGCCGAAGUGGCAACGUGGCGCGGUUGGCUGGAGCCCGGCGGCUCCAGCGAUGGUGGCGUAACGCAUUGGCAAUUCAGAGAGCGAGGGCUCAGAUGGCCAUGCUACUGGAGAGAAAGAAACAAGACGAUGCCAUGUUGUUUUGGGCCGCGGGGCUGGUGCAGAAUCAAUUCCGCCGCCAUCGUGCACGACAUGUCUACGCCCAGCUUCAGCUGGCACAUGAGUGCCGAUGGAAACAAGUCAUCGACACGGACAACGCACAUGGGAUGGGCUGGGGCGCCCCGUUCUACUACAAUCAAAUCAAUGGGGACGUGCGGUGGCGAAUGCCGAGCGAAGUGCUGUCGCUGCAGCCUCAACCGCCGUGCGCUCAAUGCGAGGUCGACGCGUCCGCGACGGUCGAGUGCAGUACGUGCAGCGAAUACUUUUGCCCUGAGUGCUUUGCUCGAGUUCACGACCACGGAAAGCGGCAGCACCACGUUCGUCGCCAAUUGUACAACUACUACCACAAGCGUAUCGAAUAUGGCGACGGGGAAUUUCCCUCCGUGUGGCCCAGCGAAAUCGACCAGGACCGAAAGAGACCGUGGGAUUUCAUCCAUCAUGUCCCGCUUGACGGGUACGAUGAAUUGGUUGCGUGGAUCGCGGAGGAAGACGUGCGACUGUACAUGCUUCGCCUGGCGCUUCAACAGGCCAAGCCAGCGGAUGCGCCUGCGGCAGUGAUCGAGGAAGAGGUCGAACCAGUUGUCGAGCAGCCAAAGCCUCGAGCUUUCGACGAGGACUCGAGCGGGAAUAAGAUCAUCUUCAAGCCGUUAGGUACCGUGGAUACGUCGCCGGCCGACGACGUUGUGUACCAAGUCAAAGUCGAUCUGCCCUCCGACUACUCGGACAAAUCCACCAAGAAGACCAAGCGCAAGCGGCGUCCGUUGGCAGCGCAGAAGAAGCUUCUACAUGCUUCGCCAGCUACGCAAUCGCCAGAGUCCACUGCUCUCGUUCGUUCUGGCGCAGAUAGCACAACUUGAUCGAACUCGUUACCUCAUCCAUCCUAU
Messenger RNA from Aphanomyces invadans, 4055 nucleotides. RefSeq lists its product as hypothetical. Gene Ontology annotation, biological process: SCF-dependent proteasomal ubiquitin-dependent protein catabolic process. The record is from RefSeq and is a predicted model, not a curated record. The coding region runs from base 48 to 4028 and encodes 1326 amino acids. The transcript has 22 exons. Lineage: Eukaryota; Oomycota; Saprolegniomycetes; Saprolegniales; Verrucalvaceae. Gene Ontology annotation, molecular function: protein binding. Gene Ontology annotation, cellular component: SCF ubiquitin ligase complex.